UUGAAGAGAGUCGAUUGAGAAAUCAAACGAAAAAGUUUAGUAGUUUUGCAUUUGUCAUCGGCAAAGUACUGUCAAAGGUCAUCAUUACACACAGCAUUAUAUUCAACUUAAAAACGAAGGCCAAAUCGGUGAAAAUUAAUUGUAUUAACAAAGAUGUCUCAACCAAUGGAGGAACAAACAUCGCAAAAAGUAUUCGGUGGCUGUGAAGGUCCUGAUGCUAUGUACGUGAAACUUAUUUCAUCCGAUGGACACGAAUUUAUUGUGAAACGGGAACAUGCAUUGACAUCGGGCACAAUCAAAGCUAUGCUGUCGGGACCGGGCCAAUUUGCUGAAAAUGAAGCAAACGAAGUGAACUUCCGUGAGAUUCCGUCUCAUGUACUGCAAAAGGUGUGCAUGUAUUUCACAUACAAAGUUCGAUACACAAAUAGUUCUACCGAAAUACCUGAGUUUCCAAUAGCACCGGAAAUUGCCUUGGAGCUGUUGAUGGCAGCUAAUUUCUUGGAUUGUUAAGUCUCACAUUGCGAAACAUCUGAAUGCAAUGUAUUUUUUUUCUCUCACACACAUCUUAUACUACUUUCUUGAAGUCAAUAUUUUCCAACUUUUGUAAAAAACAAAAAAAAAAAAACAAACAAAACGAUAAGAAUCAAACGGAACAUUAAAAUUCUGCAUUAUUUAAAGGAAAG
Messenger RNA from Contarinia nasturtii (swede midge), 683 nucleotides. RefSeq names its product elongin-C (gene EloC). Gene Ontology annotation, molecular function: protein-macromolecule adaptor activity. The transcript has 2 exons. Gene Ontology annotation, biological process: ubiquitin-dependent protein catabolic process. Bases 154 to 510 code for a protein of 118 amino acids. Gene Ontology annotation, cellular component: elongin complex. The record is from RefSeq and is a predicted model, not a curated record. Lineage: Eukaryota; Metazoa; Arthropoda; Insecta; Diptera; Cecidomyiidae.